This is a messenger RNA of Penicillium arizonense, 1395 nucleotides long. RefSeq names its product cytochrome P450. The coding region runs from base 1 to 1395 and encodes 464 amino acids. The record is from RefSeq and is a predicted model, not a curated record. Lineage: Eukaryota; Fungi; Ascomycota; Eurotiomycetes; Eurotiales; Aspergillaceae. Gene Ontology annotation, molecular function: heme binding; iron ion binding; monooxygenase activity. The transcript is spliced from 4 exons.
AUGAAUGCGUUCCCAGGAUGGUACCGCGGUGAUUCUGUGUAUACUCUGUUCCCAUUAACUAUCCCCAGUGAAAACCUGAAGAUCGCGGAGGACCUGGGUAGGAAGAGUGACUAUACCUACGAUCCGCCCAGCUUUGCGCCUCAACCAAUACCCGUGACGACUUGGCAAGGCGUAGUUAAUAUCCUCAAUGAUCAGGUGAAAUAUAAGGUCCCUUGGGGACCCCACGUUUACGAACUAAUCCAUCACGAUUGGAUGCUCAGCAGAGACGAACCAUGGAAUGCGGAGCAGAAGGGCUAUUGCCAGCAUGCCCUUUACGGACCAUCCAAAGGGCUCGACCAGAUUCGUGACUAUUACAGAAUUGUGACAGAAAAGCUUAUCCGGGAAAAGAGCAACAAGUUACGCGAUGUCUACCAGCUCGAUGCUGUCCGUGAUGUUGGAAAUCUGUCGCACUCUAUCGUUGUCGCACGGAUUUUCAAUAUCCCAAUUAAAGAAAAUGGCGGUGCGGGCACCGUGACGGCCAGGCAACUUUAUGACGCGAUGGCGGCGGUCUUUGCAUAUACCUUCCUUGAUAUUGAUCCGACAAAAACUCAACAACUCAGGGUUGUUGCCAAAACAGCAACCACAAUUUUACAAAAGCUCAUCACGCCAGCAGUUCAGGCUGUGAAAGCCGAACGGUUCCACACGUUGAAAGACAUAAUCGGUAUCAACGCGGAUGAAUCGACGCUGCCCGACUAUGGCACGCACUUGGUCCAACGGUUGUUCGAGGGCGGCAAGAGCCUCGACGAGGUGAUCUGGACGAUUGUUCCAACGGCGUCUGCCGCAAGCCCAAUUCAAGGCCAAGCGUUCGCGCGCCUCCUGGACUUUUAUCUGUCUGAGAACAAAGACCAUUGGGCAGAGAUUCAAAAGAUUGCCCACGAGGAUACCCCAGAGGCGUUCGAGAAGCUGCGUAAGUACGCACUAGAAGGCUUGCGCCUAGCCACACCCGCAUUCAGGGUCCUUCGAGCCGUGAACAUCGAGAACGGCACUGUCGUCGAUGGGGAGAGGCAAAUUCCAGUGAAAAGAGGCGAUACUAUUUUUGCCGACUUGGUCAAGGCCAAUGUAGACGCAAAAGCCUUCCCAGACCCGCUGGAGAUUAAACUUGACCGCCCCGAUAGCUCCUACAUUCACCAAGGAUAUGGUGAACACAUGUGUCUCGGUCGACCUAUCGUCAUGGUUUCUAUGGCGGUGCAAUUGGGUGCCUUUGCCAGACUGAAGAACCUACGUCGCGCUCCGGGGCCCGCUGGACAACUGAAGGCUACAACUGUCGAUGGGUCUUUCCAGGUAUAUAUGAAUGAGGACUGGUCGGAGUGGACGCCCUUCCCCGCCAAUAUGAAGGUUCAGUUCGACGGAUUUUAA